Molecule: messenger RNA, 2294 nt
Organism: Osmerus eperlanus (European smelt)
Lineage: Eukaryota; Metazoa; Chordata; Actinopteri; Osmeriformes; Osmeridae
Product: bile acid-CoA:amino acid N-acyltransferase-like
Exons: 11
Coding region: 382-1773 (463 amino acids)
Biological process (GO): acyl-CoA metabolic process; fatty acid metabolic process
Molecular function (GO): fatty acyl-CoA hydrolase activity
Source: RefSeq, a predicted model, not a curated record
AGACUUAGUACUUUUAGAAGACUUUAGAAUUUCACUGAUUUACUAUAGUUAACUAUAGCGCCACUUCCAGUGCAGAAGACACAGUCAAGUCAGAGCCUGUUUAAGAUAUUAGAUAUUAACAUAUUAGACAUUCUCUGGUAAAGCCCAGAAUGUGUCGGAAGUUGUGCAAGACAUAGGUCGAAGGUGACUGCAUGAGUAGAAAAUGUUGCUGAAGCGUUUAAUCUACCAUUGUACGGGUUAGUAGAGCAGACCUGAUCCUGCUUACUUCAGGGUGGUAAAACAACUUUAAAUCAUAAAAAUAAAAAAAAAGUUCUUCACUUGAUCAUUUUAAACAGUAAACCAUUUCUCAUGGGUAACUUGAAACCAUAAUUCUAAAAGCGCAUGUGUGUGCGUCAGAACUGUGUAAACUCUGAAAUGUAUGUUCUUCAAAGGAUCAACAUCCACAGGAAGGUGACAUGCCUUCAGCAUGGUUUGGCGAUAACCCGCUGGGGGAGCAACUGCAGACCAGCACCUCUUUUGACCAUUUCACCCACUCGAUCCCUCAUCGAUGAGCAGGUUACCAUAGAAGGGCGUUACCUUCCCCCAUUCUGUCGUAUCACCAUGCGUGCAUGCUUGCAAAGCGAAGAUGGUGACCUAUGGGAGACACACUCCCACUACAAUACAGAUAAGAAUGGCAGAGUUAACUUGACCAGGGAUGUGUCUGUGGGGGGUUCAUAUGUGGGCUGUGAGCCAAUGGGUUUAUUCUGGAGCUUGCAGCCUGCACAUGGGGAAAGAAAGGGUCUGAGACUAAGAAAGAAGAAUGUUGAGACACCGUACCCAAUUCAAAUAUCUAUUCUGGAUGGUCAUGUCACAUUUGAAGAUAAUAAUAAUAAUAACCAGGAGCUGGCAGCUGUCACUGUAGAACGCUGGUACAUGGCUCCAGGUGUCAGAAGAAUGGAAAUACGACAAAACGGAAUAGUGGGGACCUUGUUCCUACCCCCCGGCCCAGGCCCAUUUCCAGCUAUGGUAGACCUAUGGGGUAUGGGUGGAGGACUGGUAGAAUAUCGCUCUGCCCUGUGUGCAUCCAGAGGCUUUGCAAGUCUUGCCCUUGCCUAUUUUGGUCACAGUGACAUUCCUGGUCCUCUUAACUGCAUUAACGUGGGAGACCAGUACUUUAGGGCAGCAUUGAAACUGCUACAAGAACAUCCCAAGGUGUGUGGGGAUCGGAUAGGUGUCAUGGGCCUUUCAUUUGGAGUCUACCUGUCUCUUAGAAUCGCCACUCAGAUUGGUGUCAGUCCCAGGUGUGUGAUUUGUAUCAAUGGGCCAAUUGGUAGUUUUAACAAGCUAUCAGAUAAUGUCAGCGGUAGCAAAAGCUUUGAAGGUGAUCAGAAGCACUGGAGUUUCAAUGAACAGGGGUAUGUCAGUUUCAGAGAAGUUUCCUUACCCAACAACAUACCACCAGAGAACAAAGUAAAGCUUGAGAACCUUUGCUGCCCCCUGCUGUACAUUGUUGGCGAAGAUGACCUAAGCUGUGCAGCAAUGGAGAACGCAAAUGAGAUUGAGGAGAGUCUUAAGGCUGCAGGAAAAUCCCACCUGCUUGUUCGUCUGUCAUACCCAGGUGCUGGUCACCUGAUUGAGCCACCUUAUACACCGAAUGCACGAGCCUCUAUGUGGACCACCAGACCAAAAAAGCUGAUAACACUCUGGGGAGGACACCUCGCUCCCCAUGCUGCUGCCCAGGAACACGCCUGGACAAGGAUUCUGGAAUUUAUGGAAUGCAAUCUAAGAGGGUGAAGAACCCUGAAAAAGGGAAAUAAUUUAGCAUAUGUCACUCCUUUUUUUCAGAUUUGAUUGGUUAUAUCUUGUGUAUUAAAGGUACAAUAGGAAACAUGUGUAAGAUAACGACGCCCUCCUAAAGGUGUUAAGCAACACAAACAGCUCAGCGCCAGUAGAAUGUCAGUUUCAAAUUUUUAGAGCAGCCAGCUACUUUCCAGCAAAUUAUUUCCAGCCAGCAAUCCCGUUACUGACAAUUCUUCCUUUGCUUAUUUAGUGAAACUACUGUCAAUUAAACUUUAGCUGGAGGAUAACGCAGAAGAACAUUUUUUUCUAUUUUAAUUUAUUUUAUAAUGUUCCCACUUCAAAAUUAUAAGCUAUUUUAAAAUCUAUUUGGACCAUGGUCCCUUGAUACCUGGAAGAGGUACACCCGACCCCAAACUGUCACUUUGGCUCUGAUUAAGUUGGUAGGAAUUUGUACAGUAUACCUGUCUGUCUGACAAAAUCUACCUGCGGGUACAAAUAAAGUAACCCAAACCUGA